Messenger RNA from Linum tenue, 5004 nucleotides. The record is from the annotation of a GenBank genome assembly. Lineage: Eukaryota; Viridiplantae; Streptophyta; Magnoliopsida; Malpighiales; Linaceae.
AUGGCGCAGCCAUCGGCGACACCGCCGCUGGCCUCUCCAUCAACCGUUUCGCUACUCCCUUCAAAUCAAUCUCAUCCUGACGGUGUCCAGGUCCGUUGCGCUGGUUGCCGCAUGAUCUUGACGGUAGCUCCUGGAAUCGUAGAGUUCGUUUGUCCAAGCUGCCACAUGCCUCAAAUGCUUCCGCCGGAGCUCUUGGCUAGGGCACACGCUCACCAGAGGAGUACGCCGUCCCCUCCCCAAGUCCCUGCCCAUGGCAUUGAUCCUUCCAAGAUCCAGCUCCCUUGUGCUAAUUGUAAGGCCCUUCUCAACGUACCGCAUGGUUUGGCUCGCUUUGUCUGCCCUCAGUGCGGCGUUGAUCUCGCCGUCGACGUUUCCAAACUCAAACACUUGCUGCGCCAUCCCAGGCUCCCCCUUCCCUCUCCGCUGCCUCAUCUGCCGCUCACGCCUUUACCUCCUGCUGCUGCUACUCCUCCUGAAGAAGUCAAUGAGGUUCAACUUCUAUUGCCCUUCUACUUGCUUACUUUUCCAUCUCCUCGUCUUCCUCUUGCUAUGUGUUGUUUCUGGGGUUUUGGGGAGAAGAAGUGCCGUGAUGGAGGGACUCGUUACUUACUGGAUACUGCUUUCACCUUUGCCGUCGUCGUAAACUUUUCUCGUUCGCUUCUGGACUUUCAGUCAGCAAUCAUGGACUAUUCUUUUCACUUAGCAAUUGAGGUAGAGCAAGAAGAAGAUGAAGGUGGAACGGCGGGAGAAACAUUUACAGAUUACAGACCACCGAAACUAUCCGUUGGGCCCCCACAUCCUGAUCCUAUUGUUGAAACAUCUUCUUUGUCCGCAGUACAACCACCUGAAUCGGCAUAUGAUCUAAAAAUUACGGAUGAUUUGGAACAUUCAAAGGCAUUGUCAUGCUUGCAGAUUGAGACGUUGGUUUAUGCUUGUCAGAGACACCAGCAGCAUCUUCCAUGUGGGGCCAGGGCUGGAUUUUUUGUUGGAGAUGGUGCUGGAGUGGGUAAAGGUCGUACAAUUGCUGGGUUAAUAUUGGAAAACUGGCACCAUGGACGGAAGAAAGCAAUAUGGAUUUCUGUUGGUUCUGACCUAAAGUUUGAUGCAAGAAGGGAUUUAGAUGACAUGGGUGCUCCAUUUAUCGAAGUGCACGCUCUGAACAAGUUGCCAUAUGCCAAGCUUGAUUCAAAGAGUGUUGGGGUGAAGGAUGGAGUUGUCUUUCUGACAUACAGUAGUCUCAUUGCAUCAUCCGAGAAAGGUCGUUCUCGACUACAGCAGCUUGUGCAGUGGUUUGGAUCUGAAUUUGAUGGUCUUCUUGUAUUUGAUGAGUGCCACAAAGCCAAAAAUUUGGUACCUGAAGCUGGGAGCCAGCCAACACGAACUGGUGAAGCAGUUCUCGACAUUCAGGCCAGACUACCUGAAGCACGUGUUGUUUAUUGCUCAGCCACUGGAGCAUCUGAGCCUCGCAACUUGGGUUACAUGGUUAGGCUUGGACUCUGGGGAUCUGGAACAUGUUUCUCUGACUUCCAUAAGUUCCUAGGUGCUAUUGAAAAAGGAGGUGUUGGAGCAUUGGAACUUGUUGCCAUGGACAUGAAAGCAAGGGGAAUGUAUGUUUGUCGUACUCUUAGUUACAAAGGUGCAGAAUUUGAAGUUGUUGAAGUAGCUUUGGAACCUGAUAUGAUGGAAAUGUACAAAAAAGCAGCUGAAUUUUGGGCAGAGCUGCGAGUGGAGCUGUUAUCAGCAAGUGCUUUCCUUGUGAACGACAAGCCUAAUUCUAGUCAGUUAUGGAGAUUGUAUUGGUCAAGCCACCAGGUUGCUAUCAUUCUUCUUGCUAACCACAAGUUUUCCCUCUUUGAUAUUUUCAAUACUAGUUACACCAUCAAUAUUUUCUUCUGUCUACAAUUCAAUAUAAUUGAUUCGUACUUCCUUUGUCAGCGGUUUUUUAGACACAUGUGCAUGUCAGCCAAGGUACCUGCUACUGUAAGACUUUCUAAGCAUGCACUGAAGGAAGAUAAAUGUGUAGUCAUUGGUCUGCAAAGUACAGGGGAGGCACGGACAGAGGAAGCUGUCACCAAAUAUGGGUUUGAGCUUGAUGAUUUUAUCUCUGGUCCACGAGAGUUGUUGCUGAAAUUUGUUGAAGAAUAUUAUCCGUUGCCCGAAAAACCUGAGCCCCUUGAUGGAGAAGUUGACCCAGUGGAACUUCAACGGAAGAGACAUUCAACAGCAUCUGAUGUUUCCUUGAAAGGCAGAGUUAGAAAAGUUGCUAGGUGGAAACCUACAAAUGAUCAUGAAAGUGGUGAAGAAUCUGAAACUGACUCUGUGGGUGAAUCCACUGAAUCCGAUGAUGAGUUUCAGAUUUGUGAGAUAUGCAAUACGGAAGAGGAAAGUAAAAGACUCCUCAGAUGUUCUUGUUGUGGCCAACUUUUCCAUCCUUCAUGUUUAGUCCCGCACAUUACAGAUUUUCCAUCUGAAGAUUGGUCGUGCCAAUCAUGCAAGGAAAAAACGGAAGAGUAUCUUAUAGCAAGACGUGCAUACUUAGCUGAACUAUUGAAGAGAUAUGAUGUUGCUCUGGACCGCAAGUCAAAAAUUCUGGAGAUAAUUCGCUUGUUGGAUCUUCCCAAUAAUCCAUUGGACGACAUAAUUGACCAGCUUGGAGGCCCUGACAGAGUUGCAGAGAUGACGGGCAGGAGAGGCAUGCUUGUCAGAGCAUCGAGCGGAAAAGGUGUAACUUAUCAGUCAAGGAGCACAAAGGAUGUUACUAUGGAAAUGGUCAACAUGCAUGAAAAGCAACUAUUUAUGGACGGCAAGAAAUUGGUUGCUAUCAUUUCCGAAGCGGGAUCUGCUGGAGUAUCCUUGCAGGCAGAUAGGCGAGCCAUAAAUCAGAAGAGGAGGGUUCAUUUGACACUAGAACUUCCUUGGAGUGCUGACCGUGCAAUACAGCAAUUUGGAAGGACUCAUCGUUCAAACCAAGCCUCUGCCCCUGAAUAUAGGUUAUUAUUUACUGAUCUUGGUGGAGAACGGCGGUUUGCUUCUAUUGUUGCUAAGAGAUUAGAAUCUCUAGGAGCCUUGACACAAGGGGACCGCAGAGCAGGACCAUCUUUGAGUGCUUACAAUUAUGAUAGUGUAUAUGGGAAAAAGGCUUUGAUGGUCAUGUAUAGGGGAAUCAUGGAACAGGAAUUGCUACCUGUGGUCCCUCCUGGAUGUUCAUCUGACAAGCCAGAUACAAGUCAAGAGUUCAUAAUGAAGGCAAAAGCUGCCCUCGUCUCAGUUGGAAUAGUCAGAGACACUGUUCUUGGUAACGGUAUGGACCGUGGAAAAUUAUCUGGGCGCAUUAUUGAUUCUGAUAUGCACGAUGUUGGUCGUUUUCUGAAUCGAUUACUGGGCCUGCCUCCUGAGAUUCAGAACAGGCUGUUUGAGUUAUUUGUCAGCAUCUUAGAUCUUUUGAUUCACAAUGCUCGUAUUGAGGGAAAUCUUGAUUCAGGGAUCAUUGAUAUGAAAGCAAACUUCAUUGAACUACAAGGGACGCCAAAGAAGGUGCAUGUGGAUCAAAUGUCUGGUGCCUCAACAGUGCUCUUUACCUUUUCUGUUGACCGUGGAGUCACAUGGGAGGCUGCAAAUGCCAUGCUAGGGGAGAAGCAAAAGGAUGGCCUUGUUUGCUCCAAUGAUGGGUUCUAUGAAUCUAAGAGAGAGUGGUUAGGGAAACGGCACUUCAUUUUAGUUUUCGAAAGGGAGAUGUCCCUGUCCGAGUUGAGAAGCAAGUACAGAAAACUGUCUUCUCUAGAAAAAGCACGCAGCGGUUGGGAAGAUGAAUAUGAAGUUUCAUCCAGACAGUGCAUGCAUGGCCCCAACUGUAAGGUUGGCAUCUAUUGUACCGUGGGUAAAAGAGUGCAAGAAGUUUAUGUUCUGGGUGGCAUCAUUCUUCCAGUUUGGGGUACCAUAGAGAAGGCCCUUUCUCGACAGGCUCGUCAAAGUCAUAAGCGGCUCCGUGUUGUGCGAUUAGAAACCACUGCAGAUAGUCAGAGGAUUGUUGGAAUUCUUGUCCCAAGUGGGGCUGUUGAAUCUGUGCUUGAAGAUCUGUCGUGGGGCAAGGAUAUUGAUGAUUGAAAGGGGUUUCAUUAAGAUAACUAAGACUUGCCCCCUUCAAAGCUGCUCUGACACGAGAGUUUGGGAGAAAAACUGGAGAACUAUGAAGGUACAGAGAAGUAAACUGGAGAACUGUAAAGGUACGGGGAAGUAGUAGAAACAUGGACUUGUUGCUGGAAUCUUCAUUCUGAUUAGUUAAUGUGCUACCACGCUCUCAUUUUUUUUUGGCGUGUUUUGGGCUCAGAGGGGUUGGUGGUAGCUGAAACCAUAUAAUUUUUUGCAAUUCUUCUGCUGAAAUGAGGACAGAAGAAGCCACGGUCGCUUGCUCACUACUGCUUGGGUUGUCAGUCUCUGUAACAACUGUAAUUUUUUAUUUAUUGUUAUUGUUGGCUGACUACCCAGCCUACAAAAAUGAAAUGAGAAUUCCAGAUGCCGCUUUGUUGAUUAAAUACCGACAGGAGGUCCAGUAUUCGGAUGCACUAUGGAUAGAAGACACGCCGAGCUUGAGGUUUGACAACCUAACCAGCCUGCCAAUUGAGUCGUUGUGGACUAAGUCAACAUUGAUGAGGUUGGUUCUGGAUAACAAGAGGUUGGGUUUGGGAGGUCUACGUUUCAGUCUUUCAGAUGUGCUAAGCAAUAUGAAAUUUGACCGUAUGUGCUGGAUGCGGUUGCCAGACAAAGGCAAAACUAGCGUGGGAUGAGGGAUGUUGAACUUCCGGAAGGGAGAGGGAAUCUGACAUAUCCAAAGGCUACUACUAGCGCCUGGGGUGUGGAUUAAGCCUUUCCAAAUGAAGAAGAGGAUCUUAGGUGGGAGUAAGAGGUCCAUUAGUGAUCCAAAAAUUUCAUACAUCUGUUAGCACUCACCAUAGGUCGGAUUACUACAAAAGUGGUAAUUACCGUGGUUACUAAGGGUAAAUUGGG